UAGUAUCUUUUAUAUUUUCUUAUAACUGUAUAUUCAAUAGAACUGGUUUACGAAGAACGGUCACCGAUGAUCGUCCUUCGAGUUUAUUUAAUACUCGCGUUACUUCAAUAUAUUUUUGAUAAUGGAUUAGCAGCGAAUGGUUUGAUAUGGGACAAGUAUCGACAAAAUUUCGUUCAAUUAUAUUCGAUACCGAGAUUCGCAGCUUUAAAUGACGAGAUACAAGCGAGACGACGACGAUCCGAGUUGUACAUUUUUCAUCAUGAACCCAUCAGAGUGGCUUACUAUGAGGAUCCUCACGUGGUCAUGUUCUACGAAAACAACACCAAAAUUCGAGGUAUUUCCGGCGAAGUAUGGACGCUACUCGCUGAUUAUUUAAAUUUUACAUUAAUACCAGUGAAAAGCAAAUCUAAUACAUUCGGUGAACCUUUGGAAGAUGGUACCUACGAUGGGGUCAUGGGUAUCUUUAAACGUAACGAAACUGAUAUCAUUUUGCGAACCGGACUUUAUAAAUUUCGUAAAAAAGAUAUGGAUUAUACUAUUCCUAUUUAUCGUACCGGAUAUAAUUUGCUAAUACAUCCGAAAUGGCAAUACGAUAAUAUGUGGUUAAUAGAAAUGUUCUCGACAAAAACUUGGUACUUCAUUAUAUCCAUAUUCGUGAUUCUCUGUCUUUUCGGUUAUUUCGCACAAAAGAUACCAGAAAUAAAUACUGAAGAUAAUAAAACCAAAAUCAAUUUCAAUUUGAGCGAUCACAUCUUUCAUACGUUCGCUAUAAUGUGUUCCCAAGGAUAUCUACCAUCAGAUUACUUCGACAAAUUCAAGAUACUUUCCACUUCGAAGAAUAUUUUUUCUUGGCUAAUAUUUUUAACCUUUAGCUCGCAUUUGAUAUAUCGUAUGACCAACAGAGAAGUGAUACCACCAUUCAAUAAUUUCGAUGAUCUAUUAAGCAAUACCAAUUAUAUUAUACUAAGUUUUCGUGGAUCAAUGGUACAUGAAUCCUUCGAGUUCAUGGACGAUGAAAGAGAUAUAUAUAGAACAGCGUGUAGUAACAAAAAUAAAUAUGCGAUAUUCGAAGUACACGAUACGUUUACUGUUAUAAGUAGAUUCGUUUGUACAUUAAUGCCUAUUGGUAAUCUUUAUUAUAAAACAUGGAUUACAUUUGGAAUUCAAAAACAUCUACCGUAUAAGCGAACGAUCGAUAUCGCGAUCAUAAAGAUGCAAGAAGUUGGAUUGGUUGAUUGCUUGAAGGAACGUUGGUUGUUAACAAAACUUGACAAUAAAGAGAACAAUCGUUUCGACAAGAUCGACUUCGAUCAAAUUUACGUUAUAUUCUGUAUUCUAUCGAUAGGAUUUUUAGCGGCCAUUUUGGUACUCGCAAUAGAGCACAUUGUCUUCUUUUACGAAUCGAAAUUAGACGUGAAAAUUGAGAAACGAGUUAGACGUAAAGCAGUAAAGAUAUUAAUUAAAUAAUGAAAUAAAUAAAAUCGUGUUUACGAUGAUGAUUCUU
Molecule: messenger RNA, 1504 nt
Organism: Vespa mandarinia (Asian giant hornet)
Lineage: Eukaryota; Metazoa; Arthropoda; Insecta; Hymenoptera; Vespidae
Product: glutamate receptor ionotropic, kainate glr-3-like
Cellular component (GO): membrane
Molecular function (GO): ligand-gated monoatomic ion channel activity
Source: RefSeq, a predicted model, not a curated record